UCCGUUUCGCCCGGCGGCGCAGCAUCCACACGGCCCGGUGAGUUCAACGACCGGUGUAGCGCCGGCCGGCCGGCCGGCCCGCUGCAGCUCCGGCCGACUAUGCGCUAGUCAGCCGCGGUGGCCUGCUUCGGCCCGACUCCGCCACCGCACCGAGUGCAGCGAGUAGUUGGGUGGUGAGUGGUGACCGGUGCCGCUGUGUGGCUGGUGAUGGGUGUGGAGACGGCUCGCACCGGUCGUCAGCCGCGGCUGGUGUCUCUGUUUUGUGGAGGGGUGCUGGCUACCGGUGUGGUGCUGUGGAGCUUCACCAGCCGUCUGGAGCUGCCGCUGCCAACUGCGCCGCGCGCCGUCGACCAGUGGGAGUGGCCGCCGAAGCCGUCCACGGCCAGUGGGGAGGCAGCCGACUGCCGCUGUCUGCUGCAGAUCCAGUGUCCCCGGUACAACUUCGACUACCCGCAACUGCAGCCAGGGUCGCCCUGUACCAUUCAGGAAUUCCGGCAUCGGUCAGCGAAGACAUGCCUGGAGGGGCGGCUGGGCAACUUCGGCCACUCGAGUCAUGUGGUGCUGGUAGGCGACCUGCGACUGCUCUACCUGUACCGUUACAUGCGCGACGAGCUGCUCAGCGAAACGGAGCGCGUCGAAGGGCCCGCCUACUGCAAAUCGGUUCAUAAGAACUGGACGCACUCCUACCUAAAGGAAAAGAGGGACCCUGCGCAGCUAGAACCGCCAAAGCCCUGCCAUCAUUUAGCCAUCAAUAAGCUCGCCAAGCUGGAGUAUUACUGGGCCGACGAUAACAGUUGGAACACCAUUCUGGAGCCGCUGGUGCGGCGCUGCCAGCUCGGCUUCUGUCCCUCGGUGGUGGUGGUGUCGUCUCGACUGGACCUGGUGCUGAGGGCAUACGACAAGAGACGCGAGCUCUCGCUGCCCGAGGUGGACCACAUCGUCAACAAGACCCUGCCGCUGCUGGAGCGACUCGAGUCGUACGGCGUCCAUGUGUGGUGGAAGCCUCACGAGAACAUGCUGGACAUCUACAGCCCUAUGGACAUUGUCGAAAUUAACGAGAUCAUCCAGCAGCACAACCUGCGACUGAUGAUGGCUCUUCUCAACACCAAGAUACCCGUGUGGACGUCAACAGGCGCCAUCGGCUGGGGCCACCAUCAGCACUGCCUGAGCGACACCAACCGAACGGCCUCUGCCGACUUCCGCUGCACGGAGCCCUACUACCUGGGCAACUGGGCGCAGCAGCAGUACAUGGACAUCAUCUUCAACUUCCUCUGCGGCAGGGCCAGUAACAUGGCGCAGAACCCGUGCUGCGCAGGUUGGAGCUGACGGGGACGCGCCGAGAAACCCACCGGGAUGUGAUGCGUUCGUUUUGUGAUAAGGUACAUGUAAGUGGUGAUCGAAUAUGUCUAGUUCGCUUAGAAUAGCGGGGCUUGGCCAUUCAUGGCAACAAUACGAUACUUUACCAGGAAAAUGAUAUUGACACUGAAUCUCUAAAUAUAGCUAUCAGCAACUCUGCACACUACCUACCGUGAAAAUGACGCGACCUCAUGGGCAUAGGUUUUAUUAAACGUUUUUUUUUAACAAGCUAAUGUGCAUGUUUGCAUACCUAUUUGUUGAGCUGGAGUGUUUUCCAGUUGUUGUGUGUGGUGAUAAUACAGUAGGUAUUGGAAAAUGA
Molecule: messenger RNA, 1675 nt
Organism: Amphibalanus amphitrite
Lineage: Eukaryota; Metazoa; Arthropoda; Thecostraca; Balanomorpha; Balanidae
Exons: 7
Coding region: 208-1326 (372 amino acids)
Source: RefSeq, a predicted model, not a curated record